Molecule: messenger RNA, 1026 nt
Organism: Neomonachus schauinslandi (Hawaiian monk seal)
Lineage: Eukaryota; Metazoa; Chordata; Mammalia; Carnivora; Phocidae
Gene: TMEM106A
Product: transmembrane protein 106A
Exons: 8
Coding region: 49-837 (262 amino acids)
Source: RefSeq, a predicted model, not a curated record
CCGGUUCUGUCCUGCUGUCGCUCGGGGGUGGGCGAAAACUCCCCCUGAAUGAUGGGUGAGACGUUCUCCCAGUCGGGCUCUCGGGAGGAGGAGAAAAAGUCAAUCCUGCCCCCCAGCCUGGCAUUUGGCAGCAAGGCUGCCUGCUACUCCAGCACCCGAAGCAGCAAGUCUUUUUGUUCCCGCGUGCCUUGUGAUGGGGCUGCCAGUGCCAGCUUUGUGACUUGUCCCACCUGCCAGGGCAGCGGGGAGAUCCCGCAAGAGCUAGAGAAGCAGCUAGUGGCCCUCAUCCCCUAUGGGGACCAGAGGCUGAAGCCCAGGCGCACGAAGCUCUUCGUGUUCCUGGCAGUGUUCAUCUGCCUUGUGACCUCCUCCCUCAUCGUCUUUUUCCUGUUUCCCCGGUCCAUCGCUGUGCAGCCCGCGGGCCUCAACUCCUCCACGGUGGCCUUUGACGAGGCUGACAUCCACCUCAACAUAACGAAUAUCUUAAACAUCUCCAAUAGCAAUUACUACCCCAUCACUGUGACCCAGCUGACCAUCGAGGUUCUGCACCUGUCCCUCGUGGUGGGGCAGGUCACCAACAGCCUCCUCUUUCACAUCGGCCCUUUGGCCAGCGAACAGAUGUUUUAUGCAGUGGCCAACAAAAUCUGGGAUGAAAAUACCUACAAAAUCUGUUCCUGGAUGAAAAUCAAAGUCCACCAUGUGCUUUUGCACAUCCAGGGCACCCUGACCUGUUCCUGCCUGAGCCAUUCAGAGCAGCUAGUCUUCCAGAGCUAUGAAUACGUGGACUGCCGGGGAAACACAUCGGUGCCCCACUUGCUGGUCCCUCACCCGCCGUGACCUGUCUGCUGUUCCCGAACCCCAGGCCCCCGCCAGGUUGGGCUCUGUCUCCCUGAGCCCAAGGAAGGACUACAGUGACUUUGCCAAAGGAAAAGCACUGCUUUAUUCUACCUCCUCCCCACCACACACACACCCUCAGCACAGGAAGCCCUAUGUGAAAGUUAACUUUACACACACACAUGCACGCAC